AUGCAACUGACAGCUUCGGUUUCGCUCCUGCUCCUGGGGCUGGCCUCCGUUGGCCAUGCAGGCAAUGUGGAAAACAACCACAAUGUCUGCACCGUCCGAGCAAACGGGGGUCAUCGAGACGACGUCCCCAAUAUAAUGGCGGCGUUCAAAGAGUGUGGCAAUGGAGGUACCAUCAUUUUCCCCGAAGACCAAUCGUACUGGAUUGCGACGAGAUUGCAUCCAACAUUGAAGGAUGUGGCAAUCGAAUGGCGGGGAAAGUGGACAUUUUCCGACAAUCUCACCUACUGGCGUAACAACUCCUACCCAGUUGCGUUCCAAAACCACCAUGCGGGCUUCAUUAUUAGCGGCGACAACAUCACCAUCAAUGGUUAUGGCACCGGUGGCAUUGACGGCAAUGGAAAUACUUGGUACACAGCUGAGAAGGGCGACACACAGCCGGGGCGUCCGAUGCCCUUUGUCUUCUGGAACGUGUCUGAAGUGAUUGUUGACAGCUUCUACGUCAAGGAUCCGCCUCUAUGGAGUAUCAACAUCAUGAACGGGACUAAUAUGCGCUUCAACAAUAUCUACUGCAAUGCCACGGCUGUGGAUGCCCCGUGGGGUGACAAUUGGGUGCAGAAUACGGAUGGUUUCGAUACUAUGGACGCUGUCAACAUCCAGCUCACCAACUUUGUCUACCAGGGUGGAGAUGACUGUAUCGCUAUCAAGCCCCGCUCCUACAAUAUCGACAUUCAGAACGUCACCUGCCGCGGUGGCAACGGCAUCGCCAUUGGCAGCCUGGGUCAAUACUUGGAAGAUAGCAGCGUAGCUAACAUUCGCGUGGACAAGGUCAAUAUCCUCCGAUACAACGAAGACAUGCACAACAGCGCCUACCUCAAAACCUGGGUGGGAGCUCUCGUUCCCCAAAGUUCCUACGAAAGCGCCGGUGUACCUCGCGGCGAUGGAUGGGGCAGCAUCCGUAACGUACUAUUCUCAAACUUCAACGUACAGGGAGCGAGCGCUGGCCCUUCCAUCAGCCAGGACAGUGGAGACAACGGUUCCUACGCGGGUACAAGCAAGAUGUCGAUUUCAAAUGUUGCGUUUGUCAAUUUCACGGGAUGGGUGGAUACUGAGAAGUCAGUGGUCUCGACGGUCUCGUGCUCAGAGGUACAUCCGUGCUAUAAUAUCGACUACGACAACGUGGUGCUGUAUCCAGGGAAGAAUGCCACUACAGCUGGAACGGGGUCAUGUAAAUAUACGGCGGAUGGUGGUGUACAUGGCUUGAGUGGAUGCUGA
Molecule: messenger RNA, 1272 nt
Organism: Aspergillus neoniger CBS 115656
Lineage: Eukaryota; Fungi; Ascomycota; Eurotiomycetes; Eurotiales; Aspergillaceae
Product: putative extracellular exo-polygalacturonase
Exons: 4
Coding region: 1-1272 (423 amino acids)
Biological process (GO): carbohydrate metabolic process
Molecular function (GO): polygalacturonase activity
Source: RefSeq, a predicted model, not a curated record